GCCGGUGUCGCGCGACAAGCUCCAGGAAGUAUACGAUGACGUCACAGCGUCCGCAUCAACUUCUUCUCUAAAGGACUGCAAGAUUAAUAAUUAUAAAUUAUCAUAUUGGCAUAUGAGCAUGCACAAGGCUUCCAGGCACUUAUGUAGGCCUAUUUUGGCAUAGAGAGAGAGAAAGAGGGAAACUUCUAAUGCACAUCUAACAAAUUCACUGAGGAAAGUACAAGCAUCUGAAUGGGGGAUGUCCCAGCACAUCCAAGGGAAGAAAAGAAGAAAUGCACUGGAUCCAGCCACUAGCGAAAGAAACAGAGGAAGACAGAGAUACACACAUCACACACACACACAGAGAGAGAGAGAGAGAGAGAGAGAGAGAGAGAAGGUCCAAGGCUAGAAAAUGAGAGCAUGAAAAGGGGAAACCCUGUGGGAGAGACCAUGUCUAGAUGCUCAUUCAAUUUCACAGCCACAUUUCACACUACAGCACACACUAAGUCACGGAGAUGACCAGCUCAAAUAACCCCAGGUUCCGCCUCUUGGUUGGCUGGUGCUGCCUGAUGACUUCAGCUCUUUUGCUAGUGACUGUAUAUCUUGCAACAAGUUGGCAAAAAAAGGAUGACAUGAAAAAAAAUGAAGACUCCAAUUCAACAGAAACCAACACCAAAACUGCCCAACUGAUAGGAUCCCCAUUCGGUCCAUCUUUUAACGACUAUAUCUGUUUUAUCAGAGACCUGGAAAAAACCUGGAUAUUCAGUGAUAAACGUAGGAGCAGCUUCCUCUCCUUAAAUAACGGCACUGUCGAAAUUACAACCGGCGGACUUUAUUAUAUCCAUGCCCAGGUAACCUUCCAAAAAUCCAGUCAUCAAAUAAAGACGAACGCGAAUGUUUUCUUGCUCAAAAACAGUGGUCCUGCAACAAAAGCCAGAAAACUGAGUGAGGUCACGGGCUAUGAACCAGGAUCAUUGACAAUGAUCCGGAUGGUCAAGCUGACAAAGGGAGACAGCAUCAGCCUGAAGAUAGAACCUGGAUCCCUGGUCCUAUCAAGUAUUGAUUACCAUACUUACUGGGAAAUCUUGCUUUAUAACAAAGAAGAAGUCUAAAUCUUUUCGAUUCUUCUAAAGGGAUUUAGGGUUUAAAGGAACAGUUCACUAUUCCUUAAAGAAUUACAAGACCCACGAUUCAGUUUCUGAGUGUUUGUUAUCCCGGUGGUUCGCCUGAAGAAUUAAAUCCGUCUGUAUUUAUAUUUACAAAAGUAAAUAAUAAAAGAUGAUUGUAUGGUUAGUUCUCAAGCCCUUUAUGGGUUUCAAAGGGAAUAUUUUCUUCUUUAUAUGUGUUUCAACAUAAAGUAUUUUUUUAUUAUAUGACAUAUUUUAGAGUAAUUGUUUAAAUAUUUAGAGAUUUCUUGCUGAAUUGCAAAUGGUUUCUCAGGUUAUUUGUGUAUUUUAUUUUAAUUUUAUUUAAUUUCUUUUUUUAAAGUAAAGUGCUGUAAAUAGUCUUCAAAAUGUCCAGUAAGUUGUUAAUUUAAUACAUAAAUCACGAUGUACUGAAGUCAAUGUGAUCAUUUGAAAAGAACCUGUUUUUUUAAAUAAUUUAUUUGUGAACUAAUGUAGUUCUACCUGUAAGCUAUGUCAAAAUAAAAGUCUUUUUACUGCAA
Molecule: messenger RNA, 1645 nt
Organism: Ctenopharyngodon idella (grass carp)
Lineage: Eukaryota; Metazoa; Chordata; Actinopteri; Cypriniformes; Xenocyprididae
Gene: lta
Product: lymphotoxin alpha (TNF superfamily, member 1)
Exons: 9
Coding region: 495-1091 (198 amino acids)
Biological process (GO): immune response
Cellular component (GO): membrane
Molecular function (GO): tumor necrosis factor receptor binding
Source: RefSeq, a predicted model, not a curated record